Vanderwaltozyma polyspora DSM 70294 is the source of this 1479-nucleotide messenger RNA. RefSeq lists its product as uncharacterized. The transcript has a single exon. Gene Ontology annotation, molecular function: L-alanine:2-oxoglutarate transaminase activity; pyridoxal phosphate binding. The coding region runs from base 1 to 1479 and encodes 492 amino acids. NCBI's taxonomy places the organism in Eukaryota, Fungi, Ascomycota, Saccharomycetes, Saccharomycetales, Saccharomycetaceae. The record is from RefSeq and is a predicted model, not a curated record. Gene Ontology annotation, biological process: biosynthetic process.
AUGUCUUUUGUUCCUGCUGAAAAAUUAUCAGUAAAUGAUCUGAACCAACAUGCUGUACAUGCUGAUUACGCCGUGAGAGGCUCUAUCCCAAUGAGGGCUGAACAGUUACAUGCUCAAAUUAUAAAUGAUCCAGGCUCUUUACCAUUCGAUAAGAUCAUUACUGCUAAUAUUGGAAAUCCACAGCAAGUGGGCCAAAAACCUUUGACUUUUAUAAGACAAGUACUAUCCAUCUUAGAGUAUCCAAAUAUACUGAAUGAUCCUGAAUUAUUAGAAAAACUUGUCCAAUUGGGUGUUUACCAAAGAGAUGUUAUUGAACGUGCGAGAAAAAUGUUAGAUUCAAUCGGUGGAUCUGUGGGUGCCUACUCUGCUUCACAAGGUGUAUUAGGAUUUAGACAAACUGUUGCAGAUUUUAUCAAUAAAAGAGAUGGUUGUAAACAGUUGGCAAGCCCAAAUGAUAUUUUUUUAACUGGUGGUGCUUCUUCAGCAGUACACUAUUUAUUAUCAAUAUUAUGCAGUGGUCCUGAAUUUGGUGUUUUAAUCCCUAUCCCACAAUAUCCUUUGUAUACAGCUACUUUGACUUUAAGUAAUUCAACUGCAAUCCCUUAUUAUCUAAAAGAACAUACUAGUUGGUCCACAAAUACAAAAGAAAUUGAAAUUAAUAUAAAGGAAUCAAUGGCAAACGGUGUUAAACCAGUUGCAAUCGUUAUAAUUAACCCUGGAAAUCCAACUGGUGCUAUUUUAUCAGAAUCAGACUUAGCUGAUAUUAUCAGAAUAUCGGCUAAAUAUGGUAUAGCUAUUAUUGCAGAUGAAGUUUACCAAGAAAAUAUAUUCCCAGGUUUUGAAUUCCAUUCAAUGAGAAAAGUUUUAUUAAAUUUGCAAUCAGAAUUCCCUGGUACCUAUGAUAAUGUACAGUUAGCCUCUCUACAUUCAACAUCAAAGGGUUUUAUCGGGGAAUGUGGUCAAAGAGGUGGUUACAUGGAAUUAAUAGGGUUCAAAGAUGAAGUUAUCGCUAUCGUGUUGAAAUUAGCCUCCAUAUCUAUUUGUUCCGUUGUUACAGGCCAAGCAUUAAUGGAUUUAGUAACAUGUCCACCUCAGCCUGGUGAUGCUUCUUACAAGUUGGAUCAAGAAGAAAGAAAUAAAAUAAAACAAGAUUUAAUGUUUAGAGCAGAUAGAUUAUACGGAUUAUUCACAUCAUUAGAAGGUGUAGAAUGCCAAAGACCACAGGGUGCUAUGUACCUUUUCCCAAAAUUAAUAUUGCCAGAUAAAGCUAUAGAGAAAGCCUUACAAUUAGAAAUACCACCAGAUGAAUACUAUUGUAGGGAACUUCUAGAUGCAACUGGUAUAUGUACUGUACCGGGAUCUGGAUUUGGUCAAGAUCCAGGUACUUAUCACUUGAGAACUACCUUUUUAGUCCCUGGAACUGAAUGGAUAGAAAGAUGGAGAGAAUUCCACCAACAAUUUUAUGAGAGAUUUAGUUAG